GCCUCGCUGCGAUUGGCUGGCGGCUACCUGGGCAUGCAAAUGAGGGCGCCUAUAAGAGUGGUACCCAGCCGCCCAGGUGAGCAGCAUCCUCCGCAGCAUCCAUCUCAGCAUCCUCCGAAUGGCGCUGGCCUCUUCCCGGCCCCGCAGCGGCUCCAUGUCGGCGGGCUCCGUCCGCUUCUUCCCAGGCUCCUCGGGGGGCUCCGUCCGGGGCAGCUCCAGCGGCUCCGACUCCUGGUUCUCCUUGGCCCGGCUCAGGACGGCUCUGCCGGCGGCGGCCCGAGGGACUGAAGCCGCCUUCGUCUUGCUGGGCCCUGGGCGGCAGCAGGAGGCCCUCCAGGGGCUGAACGAGCGCCUGGCCGGCUACCUGCAGCGGGUCCGGGGCCUGGAGGCUGCCAACCGGGCCCUGGAGGAGGAGAUCGCCGCCGUCCGGGCGCGCCGGGCGGAGGCAGCCGGCCACAAGGACUGGGAGGCCUGCGAGAGGCCCCUGGCCGAGCUGCGGAGGCAGGUUGAAGAUCUCAAUAUGGAGAACAUGAGACUUCUUCUACAAAUUGAUAAUGCUAGAUUGGCAGCUGAUGACUUCAAGCACAAGCUGGAAGCAGAGCAGGUGGUAUGUGACAGUGUGCAAAAGGACACCCAUGGGUUGCGUAAAAUGAUUGAUGAUACCAACUUCCUCCGCUUGAAGCUGGAAGGGGACCUGGAGUCCCUCCGGGAGGAGCUGGCUCACUUGCGCAAAAGCCACAAAGAGGAAGUGGAUGCUCUCAGUGCUUUGAUUGCCAACUCUGAUGUAACAGUGCAAGUGGAUAAUCCCCAGAAAAAUGAUCUGAAUGAGACUAUAGCGGAGAUCCGCAACCAGUAUGAGAAAGUGGCUGAGCAGAAUCGUGCUGAUGCUGAGAAAUGGUACAAAACCAAGUUUGAAUCCAUGUCCCAAGAAGCUGAUGUAAACACUCAAGCACUGGAAGAAGCCAAACAAGAGCUAUCAGAAAUUCAGCGGCAGCUGCAAGGUCUGGAAAUUGAACAUCAGAGCCUCCAGAAAAUAGUAGACACCCUGGAGCACACCUUGAAGAACACUGGAGAUCGCUAUCAUAAUGACAUGACCCACCUUAACCAGAUAAUUGCCAAGCUGCAAGAUGAUCUGGCAGCUUGCCGGGCUGAUCUGGAGAGACAGGCCCGAGACUACGAGGCACUUCUGGAUAUCAAGACCAAGCUGGAGAAUGAAAUUGAACACUACCGCAGCUUGAUUGAGGGGGUGACAGACAGAGGAGAGUUGCCGAACGCAGGCAAAGCAGACACCAGGAAACAGACCAUUAAGAAGGUGGUGAUCACCACGCAAGAAAUUGUGAAUGGGCAAGUGGUGACCCAGAGAUCUGAAGAAGUGAUUCAAUAGCCUUUUCCAAUGUAUGAUGUGUAUUGGGCUAAUCCCUGUCUCGGCAGUUUCUUCUGUGGCUCAAUAAAACAAUA
Sceloporus undulatus (fence lizard) is the source of this 1458-nucleotide messenger RNA. Its product is annotated as keratin, type I cytoskeletal 18-like. The transcript has 8 exons. The record is from RefSeq and is a predicted model, not a curated record. NCBI's taxonomy places the organism in Eukaryota, Metazoa, Chordata, Lepidosauria, Squamata, Phrynosomatidae. Gene Ontology annotation, molecular function: structural molecule activity. Bases 119 to 1384 code for a protein of 421 amino acids.